This is a messenger RNA of Pseudo-nitzschia multistriata, 4061 nucleotides long. The record is from the annotation of a GenBank genome assembly. NCBI's taxonomy places the organism in Eukaryota, Bacillariophyta, Bacillariophyceae, Bacillariales, Bacillariaceae.
CACGAGUACGAAUAAUAAUAAUAAUAAUACAGGUACGACUACGAGUAUUUCCGUACGGUACGUACUACCCUAUGAAUAAUGUUUGUGUUUUGCCAUUGAUGACACAGGUGCUACAACAUGUUCAGUCUUUGAGUACGAAACUGUCAGCAUGGUACUCGUAACUCAAAAGCAGAGCCAUCAGAUAAAGUAAAACGUGUUUGAUAUCCAUCCCAAGGAUGAGCAGUGAACAGAACCCGUCUACAGCUAAGUGCUCAGCGACAUCUACAGCGACAACAGCGGUUUCCCCAAAACGGCUACCCACCAAAGACAGAGGCACCGGCAACGACAACGACAACGGCAUCGGCACUCACCCAAAUAGCCUCAAUCCCUUCCCCAAUGACGCUCCGAGUGACCGCGUUGUAAUAAAUAGCGAGAGAGAGUCGAAGUGUGAUCUACCCACCUCUUCUUCGGCCCACAACAGUCGAAUACGGAGACUCCAGUCGUCUCAUGUUCGACCGAAGCCGCAAGUAUUGACCGAUUUUCCUCCGCUAUCGAUUCCCGCUUUACAGCAGCGACGACAUCAUAGUACGGGGACGUGGGCAUCUUUUGAGUCUAGAAACGAUCACGAGAACAAUUUUGCUAUGAACAACAAUUUAGCCGCUGAUGAUUCUUCUCUGGUACCAAAAGCUACCAAUGCCAAUGACAACGACAACGACGAACCCGCUGUGCUACCCUCAACGAUAACGGAUUCCAUGAAAGAGAACGCUUUAGCCGAAGAGGCUGCUGAACAGAUUGUCAUAGAAGCAGAACGGAUCUUCCUAGAAGCAAGGAGACUAUCGAUAGCAACCUCUGAUCAACAGGCCGUUUCCGAAGGAUUUUGUCGAACCGAUGAAACACUUGGAGUACCACGAAACGCAGUUUCUUCCGAAGAGAUGGCCAGCAGUAACAGCGACAUCGACCCAGAAAGUAGCAAACAAACUCUGGGAAGCCAAGGCGAUGGGGAAAAUGGAGAGAUCGACGAAUCAUCCUCAACGUCGUCGUCGUCGUUAUCAACAAUAUUGCGAGAAUAUACCGCUGACUACACUGAUGGAGAUUCCUCGAAGAAUGAAACGGAAAGGAGCGAAGAGGAUUCCGCACAGAACGGUGCGUCAGGUGUGGAUACUAUCGAUGUCGACAAUUUUGCCGGAGUGCCCCAAGAUGAAUUCGAUGAUGAGACAACCAACAAUAAUCCUUCGCUGAGAAGCGUGGCUUCCCGCGUGGCUUCGAUCGAAGACUUUCAAGAGGCGAUAGAAACAUGUUUGCCUUCUCGACUGAAAGAUAUGAACCUUGACAAUGGCGGAAAUCCAUUGCCACAAGAMAAAAUACUCAGUCGGUUGGAUGGAAUACUCCCCGACUCUGCACUUCUUGCUCGAAAACGUGACAAAUUUGACCAAUCCAUACCGUUCGAGGACGACGCCAACAGCCCAAUAGCAACCGAGGAUGGGUUAGCAACCGUGGUGGUAACAGACGACGGCAUUGAACAAAUUCCGAUCAAAUCCUUAAAAAUUGAGUCUGAAGAAGCAGCCGCCGAGCAACGAUUGGACGACGAGAACUCCGUCGGAAGCUGGUUUACUUCCUUCAUGGGAUCGAUGAGCCGUGACGAGAACGAUUUCGAUAGCGAGCGGCCAUCAUCGACGUGCAACGAUUCCAUUUCUAGUACAUCGCCAGCCCUUUCUUCAUAUCCACGAGCUUCCUCUGGUCCCAAUAAUUCUUUGGUUAAAGUAUCGGUAGAUGUUGUGGAUGGGCAGAAUCAUCAGCAGAGGCCGCCGUCGUUUCCCAGAGCCUUUCGAGCCUCUCAGAAGAUAAGUCACAAACUUUCUAAUUGGGUCGACAAUAAGUUCACAACACCAGGAGAUUUACCAAAAGAUGGCUCCUACAGUGUCGGUGAAUCCAAAACCGUUGUAGUCCACGAGAUCAUGAGAGGAAGUUGGACGUGGUGCACGGCUUGGUCCCCAGAUGGAAACCAAUUGGCGAUUGCGACUGAAAAUCAUGAUCUCGCAGUGGUAGAUACAACCCUGUCCCCUGUUUGGCGUGUUAAACACGACAGAGUUGUAAGACGACCGCCAAAGCAAGGGACAACGCAAUCGAUCCGUAGCAUUGCUUGGGGUGAACAUUUUAUCGCCAUUGGUGGCACUGGAAACGCUGUUUCUAUUCUAGCCCCGACCGAACCGUACCAGAUCUUACACACAAUUCCUUCAACUGGCUUCGUUGGUUCUUUAGAUUGGUUGCGUGGAUCGAAUAAACUACUGGUUGGAAGCCGCAAUGGGAGAGCUACAGUACACGAAAUAUGGGAAAACCUCGAUAMUCAGAAUACCAUGCAAAAUUUUGACUUCCCUGGCUCACAAUCCGUGUGUCAAAUCAAAAGCAAGGUCAUACACACUAUCAAUCGAGGAAAACCAUGGGUGAAUGCUGUUCAGUUCAAACCCGGAGAUACUUUCUUCGCUGUCGGGGAUAGCCAUGGAAUUCUUUUAGUUUACAGAUUUGAUGACGCAGUAAUGAUGGAACUUAUCAAUGUUGCCAAUUUCAAGCUUGAAGAUUCUAUUCUUACUAUCCAAUGGUCUGCGGAUGGAAAGUAUCUAUAUGCAGGAGGUGAAGAUUUUGAAAUAACUGUAAUUAGCACUGAGCGCUGGGAGCCUGUGCACAAAAUCAAGCGAGACAGGUGGGUUCAAUUCAUUUCGUCGUCUCAAGGGUCAACCCAUCUUGCUGUUGGUGGUGUCACGUCGGAAGUUUCGAUCUUGGAUGUUCAAAAAGGCUGGGAUAAUAUUAUCAACAUCGGUCUCAAGGGAUUUGUGCCACUCUCUGCGAACUGGCAUCCAGACGACCAGUACUUAGUCCUAACAGGUCAAAAUGAUAGGAUUUUGGCGGUGGAAACGACAAAUGGCCGUCACGUAUCCGGACACUUUCUUCGGUCGGUAUAUCCAGUUGCGUCCGUUGCCUUUUCACCGGAUGGUCAUCAAGUAGCCAUCGGAAAUGAGAUGGGUGUUGUUGGAAUAUUCAUAUUGUCCGGUACCACAUUUGUAUCGGCUUAUGAGCUAGUGGUAGAUUGUUCUAAUUCGCUCUCGAUAGAAUGGAGUCCAAAUGGAUCCUAUGUGGUGAUUGCUGCAGUGAAUAAGGUUAUAAUUGUCGCGAGAAAGGAAACGCUUGUUGGAUCUGUACCUCUGAACACAUCUGGGUUCUUCGUGGCAAAAGUGAUAAGAGAUCUUGGCUGUGUCAAUGAUAUAUCUAUCGACUCAACCAGUCGCUUCAUAGCUGUGAGCGGUUCAAGAACUCGAGUCGUGGAUGCGGAUUCAAAUUUUGAAAACGUUUUGGAAAUAGAUUACGGUGGAACAACGUUGGCGAAUGCUUGGUCCCACGACGGUAAAUGGUUCGCAGCAAUUGGCAAAGAUCACAAUUUAGUUAUUUACGAUACAUCAGAUGCAUUUUUAUCUCAAUGGCGGUCAGUCUUUACAGUAGAGACAAAGGGAGCAGGGCUUGCAUUGGCCUGGGGGAAAUCAUCAUCUGGGGGUUUGCAGUAUUGUGCCUAUGGCGGCGAGGACAAGCAGAUCCAUAUCAUGGAAAUUAGGACUAAGGAAAGAAGUUGGGAGACCGUUUUGACUAUACCAAGAGAUGGUGAAAUAUUUGGUUUGGACUGGAACAGUGGAGGGCUAGUCGCAGCGGCGRUAUCAAACGGAACCGUAACUGUGCUCGAUCUUUCGUACCUCCAAUCUGGAUGUGCAGUGAACGAAAUGGACUAUAAUUGGCAACGGCAGGCACUUACAUGCUAUACUGAAAUUCGAAGAAACAAAGGAAAGCAUAGCAUGAAAUGUGUUAGAUGGAUACCGUCAGCAACAGAAUCCGAGGAUUUUCUUGCUAUUGGGGGGACAGAUGGUGAAGUGGAAAUUGUUGAUCUCUCCAAAAGGGAUGAAUGUAGGGGAUUUCAAAGUAUGGCUAGCUGAAAUUUUCCUUGAAUGUUGAUAUGAUGUGAAAACUAUUUGCUGGUCAUCCAAAUACAUGCAGUCUUAUGAAUAUCAAGAAUAACUCAAGAAUAGAUCCCUCAAUCUAAA